GCUUUGCUCGCCUCCUAUACAUUUGCCGUUUGCCGAGUCGCGGGGCAGGCGGCAGGCCGAGCCGGGCCGGCCCGUCACAGUGGCGUAGCGUUCGGUUCGGCCAGUUCGGCAUGGCUUGCAUGGCAAGGGGCGUGCUUGCUCACGAGGCACACGGCGCUCGCAAGGCGCGGACCGCAGCACGGCCUACACCUACGCCUUGGCACGGCGUCAGCACGGCGUGAGAGCGAGAGAGUGAGACGGGCUUCCGAGUCCCGUGCACACCGUGCACACUGCACGCACGCCAAGGAGUGAGACAGAAUCGCGGGAGGGGACCGAGAACAAUUGAGAAGGUUGUGCAUAUCCGCAGUCCAUAGACUUGCUAUGGAGGUGGAGCAGAGGCAUUUCAAAAAUGCGGAAGCUGCUGGGAAAUUUACCGAAUCAUCUGAUAAUCAGCCUCCUUCAUUAUCAUCUUCUGUGCACACCUUAGAUCUUGGAGUGUCAUCUAGUGUUAAUCUCACAUUCACCAAUUCAAAGAUAAGAUCAGAUGAAGAACAUAUUCGGGCAUUGAAAGGCUUACGGAAUUGUGUGCUUUUGGCAGUUUUGCUUUUAGUGCUGUCUUUAGCAAUUAUUGGCGCUGUUAUUCUUGCGAUAUUUUGGAUCAGUAAUCAAGAAGCCCCUUUUGAUUACGCCAUGAUCUUCGACGCGGGCUCCACUCACACCGAGAUGGUCAUCUACAAGUGGCAGGCCGACAAGUUCAACGGCACCGGCGUCGUCUCGCAGGUCGCCUCCUGCGACAUGAAAGGCGGCAUCGGCGUCGUGCUCAGGGAGGACCCGGCGGCCACCGCCCCCGGGUACCUGGGGCCGUGCGUGGCGCAGGGCCUGGCCGCCAUCCCCGAGGCGCGGCGCGGCCACAGCCCCGUGUACCUGGCCGCCACGGCGGGCAUGCGCCUCGUGCGCAGCGAGAGCACUUCGGACGCGCGCCGCAUCCUGGCCAGCGUGGAGCGCACCCUGGAGCGGGCGGCGGCCGGCGAGGGCGGCAUGCUCAUUGGCGUCAACGGCGUCAGGAUCAUCUCGGGGCAGGAGGAGGCCGUGGCCGGCUGGAUCUCGGCCAACUACCUUCUCCGGACCAUUUACCCGAAGCCCGCCAGGAUGGUGGGCAUGCUGGACAUGGGCGGUGCGUCCACGCAGAUCACCUUCGUGCAUCAGGAGGACCCCACCUCGCUGGGGGCCUUCUCCGCCACCGAGCACGACACCACGCUGCGGCUGUACGGCGCCACGCACGAGCUGUACGCCAGGAGCUACAUGUGCUUCGGGCAGGGACAACUGCUCAAUCGCUACCUGGUGCUGCUCGUCAAGGAUCUUUUAGAGUCAACACAAUCGCUUGUGCUACCAGACUUGAUUCAAGUAAAAAGCCCGUGCCACCACUUGGACUACAAAGAAACAAUGAUGUUUCGUGACUUUGUCAAUGUGUGCUCGGAGACACUAUUCACAAGUGAGUUAAAGAACAUCACAGUCAAUUUGGAAGGUAGCAGCAAUUCAUCAGAGUGCAAAGUAAAAAUAAAGGAGCUGCUGGACACAAACCAUUGUCUGAAUACUUUCACAAGUAAGGACUGCUUUUCUAAACCAGCAACUCAUCCACCAGACACCAUAUUUGUGGCAGUAUCAGGAUUCCACUAUGUGAUGGACUACCUUGGAUUUUCCAAUAAGGAACACCCUGCCCCUGAUAAUUUUUCACGUGAUGUAGAUAAAUGGUGCAGUAUGACAUGGGAAGACUUGAAAGUUUCUCAUCCAGGCAUACGAGAAGAAUAUUUAUCACUAGUGUGCUUUAAUGCUCAAUACCAAGCACAUUUACUCUUUGAUGGGUAUGGCAUCAAGGAAGAUACAUGGAAAAACAUCGACUUUUUGAAAAAGAUAAAUGGAACAAGUGUAGGGUGGACCUUGGGUUUUACCAUUCGCAGCACUAAUGCUUUCCCUCAGGAACAAGCAUCAGCACCUUCUCAAACAAUUGCAUUUCUAUCAUCAAUUUUUGUCCUAGCAGUGUGCAUUGGUGUCUGUUUGACUCUAAUUUUCAGUAUACUUGCCAAAAACCAUUGCAGGAGCAACCAAAUAAGUAUAAAAUAAAAUUUAAAAUGGCUUGUUCAUUAUUAGCUUAGUUUGAAAUUUAUCUUAAGGGCACUGAUUUUUUUUUACAUAAGUAUUAUUUUAAUAAAUGCGUCAAAAAUA
Messenger RNA from Thrips palmi, 2202 nucleotides. Its product is annotated as ectonucleoside triphosphate diphosphohydrolase 8-like. Gene Ontology annotation, molecular function: GDP phosphatase activity; UDP phosphatase activity. The coding region runs from base 361 to 2100 and encodes 579 amino acids. The record is from RefSeq and is a predicted model, not a curated record. The transcript is spliced from 12 exons. Gene Ontology annotation, biological process: nucleoside diphosphate catabolic process. Gene Ontology annotation, cellular component: plasma membrane. Lineage: Eukaryota; Metazoa; Arthropoda; Insecta; Thysanoptera; Thripidae.